UUUUUUAACUCACAAAUGUUUUUUCUUUAAUUUGAAGAUGAGACUGAAACUUUGGAAGACACUAAGCUGGAGGAACGGAAACCUGAGAGCAAUCCACAGUCACGGAAAAGACAGAAGAGACGACAGUUAUAUGAUAAAGAUGAGAGUGAGAAUGCACCUGUACAGAUCCCAGAGGUACACGAGUUGUUCUGUAUGCCUGACCUGGAUGCCAUUAUUCCAAAACCUUUAAUUAAAACAGAGAACAAUAUGAGUGAAGAUGAUACAGAUGCAGGGAGUAGUGAAGAAAAGGAAGGGUCGAAUGAAACAAGUGGAAGGAAAGGUGACACAGAAACAGUUGAUGAGACAGAGAAAGAAACCUCUGAACAAGAAGCAGAUAAAGAAACGGGAACAGUAGAGAAAAUCAUAGACAAUAAUGAUAGUCAAACAAAAUCAACCGAGAAAAUUAACAAAAGUACAGAAAAAAAUUCUAGCAACAAGAAGCCAAAAGGUACUGACACUGAAAAGGAAAGUGUGAGUGAAGCAGAAAAGAAAAACUCCAGUGGCAAGAAAGCUAAAACUGCUGCUUCCAUUAAAGCAGGUAAAAGAAAAGGCUCUACAGAGGCAGCACUAGCAGAUAAAAUACAGGAACUGAAGGAAGUGGAGGAUCAAGGAGAGAAAGAAUUGACAGCUCAGGAAAAAUUGCAGAUGAAACUUAACCAGAGGAAGAAAGAGGCAAGACUGAAAGCCAUAAAAGACAACAAAAAAGACAAAAAGAAAUCAUGAAGGAUUAUUUGAAAUGACCAGUACAUGAUUAUAGGUGUAAUCUGAUUGAGAAUUUGAUUCUCAGAAAAUGUUUGCUUAUAGGAAACAAAAUGUUAAUGAUAUUUGUUGUUGAAGGAUAUUUCAUUAAGAGAGAAGAAAUCUUUGUGCAGGUUUGACACUGUCAUUCUGGCAUUCAAGGCUUAUAAAGAAACAUAUUCUUUUUUAUAUGGAUGAACAGCAUUUAUUUCUAACAAAUGCUUGAAAGUUGCCUAUGUCUAAAUCAGUUUUGAAGAAAAAGGGUAUUUAGGUAUCUGCUUUUGUUAGAUGGAGGAGUAAAAAAUAUGGUUAUAUAGACACUUACUUUGUCAAGUUCAGUUUUGACUCAAGAUCAUAUUUCCACCAGUCGGAUAUAAAUAUGAAAUGGAGUUUAUUAAUGCAGA
This is a messenger RNA of Mercenaria mercenaria, 1181 nucleotides long. RefSeq lists its product as uncharacterized. Lineage: Eukaryota; Metazoa; Mollusca; Bivalvia; Venerida; Veneridae. The coding region runs from base 193 to 762 and encodes 189 amino acids. The record is from RefSeq and is a predicted model, not a curated record. The transcript has 3 exons.